Molecule: messenger RNA, 2874 nt
Organism: Bicyclus anynana (squinting bush brown)
Lineage: Eukaryota; Metazoa; Arthropoda; Insecta; Lepidoptera; Nymphalidae
Gene: Tango6
Product: transport and Golgi organization protein 6
Exons: 5
Coding region: 109-2856 (915 amino acids)
Biological process (GO): protein secretion
Source: RefSeq, a predicted model, not a curated record
UUUUUUUAGUUACGUUUACUUCAAAAUCUUUUGAUUUGAUUUGUUAAACUUAAUUAAAAUAGAACUAUUCUAUUGGCACAACGAAACUUAAAAUAACAUUUUUAAAUCAUGACUGAUGUAGGUGUUAUAUUUGGGCGUAUAGAGAAAAUUAUCAAAAAUGAGAGCAAUAAUGUGUUUAUGACAGCUAUUGCUAAUCACAUUAUAAUAUCUAAAGACAAAAACACUGAUGUACCAGACUCAUUUGAACUUUUAAGCACAUUUCUGAAGAAAAUUAUUCAAGAAAUAGAUGCUUUAGCUGCGGAGAUAAAAAAAAACAAUGAAGUUCUUCUAAGUGUAAAACAUCAGAAAGUUCUGCGCUCAUGUUAUCAAAUAAUUGCAUCAUUUGGCAUUGCAUCAUGUUUGAUGCCCGGCUUAGGUAUAAGCUUAUCAAAGAGAUGUGUAUCAGGACAAUCUAUGCCACAAAUACAUUUAUCUGAUGAACAGAAAUAUAAAGUUUUAGUAACAAGCACAGAUUUUCUCCAUAGAAGUUACAAUGUACCAAUCCUCAAAAAUAUUAUAGUAACAUUUCAUUUAAUUGAUUACUUGGCAGCUUUAAUUCAAUUAGCAUUUGCACCUUUGAAAAAGCCUGGAGUUUAUCCUAACUUUACUAUGACUCAAGAGUUGUAUGAUGAACUAAAUAUAGAUAGACAGAAAUAUGUCCAAAUAUAUGAAUAUUUAGUCAGUAAUUGCUUUCAACCAAUGCUCAUGAAAGAAUUGUUAGUGCUACAAAAUGUUGCUGAUCAAAGAACUCCUUUGUUUGUUAAGAAAAUUAUAGCUAAAGAGAUGAGUAGACGCCUCAUUGCAUCAGGUGGCCUAUUGAGUCUUAUUAGAUGCUUUAUUGAUAGUGAAGAUAUGGAUACAGGACUAGAUUGGAAAAAAGUUGAUAUGAUUUGCAAAAUAAUCUCAACUAAACAUGGAAACAUGAAUGAAAGUGAAUAUCUAUCAAAUAUAACUGUACAAUUGAAACAAAUAUUUGCAAUUAACAAUUCAAAAUAUAUUGUAACUGCUAUUUCUUGUCUCCUUACUUUACAUGAGAAGUACAAAAAUGCAGAGCAAGUUAAAAAUUUAGUGACUGAUGUGUUUCAAACUCUAAAUUACGAUAUUUUGGUGACUAAAUCAGGUUUACCUGGUACUAUUAUUCUGACUCCCCAAGAAAUUGAUCAUAAUGUACAAAUAAUAAAUUACUUGAUGUCUAUGAGUCAGAUUGUCAUACCACCAGCACUUAUUAAAUCUAACUUGUACAUACUUUUCCUUCUAAGAGCUAAUUGUACAAAGAAUGAAAUGAAACUUAAACUAACGAAUAUAAUUUUGAAACUGUUGGAAUUGCAUGAUAAAUCUGAAAUAUGUGAUGUGUUGAAGAAGUUAUUAUUUGGUCAAAAUAAAUUGCAAGAAGGUGAUGUCCUAAUUGAAGAGUUUGAAGCUGGUUUGACAGUAAAAUAUUGUAAUUCACAUAUGGAUAAUCAAGAAGAUAAAGCAGUUGUAAAUUUUGUAGAAAUUUUUGAUGCUAUGGAUGUUAAUGAACUAAUAAGCAAUUUUUUUGAAGCCUGUCUACAAAUCUUUGUAGAAGUAAACAAUGUAAGAUGUGUGAAGAACAAAACAGAGACUCUUUUGUCUUUGGAAGAUGAAUCUGUCUUAAUGAAUUUUAAUGAUGAGAAGUACGCACGUAUCUUGACUAUUUUAUCAGAAAUAUCUACUUCACAAAAAGUAACAAAUGUUUUAAAAAAUAAUCCUUUUAUUGUGGUUGAUUUUGUUGAGUCCAUUUUAAUCAAUAUAAAUGAUACAACUGAUGAAUGUAAAUCCAUUGCAUUAAUUUUGUUGAAUACUGUAUUAUCUAAUACCAAUCAGACAUAUAUGUUAAAAGAAAAGCUAUAUAGUUUUCUUCCAAAAUUAGAGAAGAUGGCAGGAAGUGGUUCAGAAUAUAUUAAAAUUUUAUGUAAAGAAACCAUGUAUUUAAUAUCAGCAGAGAGUCCUAAAGUUGCAGAUACUCCAUUUGAAAAGGCUAUAUCAAAUGUAUUUGACAAUCUUCUGCCUAUAAAAGCUCACGGGAUCAUUGAACUUGGUAAACUUAUAGAUAAAGCUGAUCCCGAAACUAUUUCCAAAAGACACUACAUAUUUUGCCUGCUUCAGGAACAUUUGAAAGAUCCAGACUCUUAUGUUUACUUAUCAACCAUAAAUUGUAUGGCGACACUUGCUACACAUUGUACUACUGAUGUUUUAAGCGUCUUAUGUAAAGAAUAUUUAAAUGUUUCAACUGAGCUUAGUAUAGAAAGCAAAGAGAAUCAAAACAAAGCUGCUGAAUUGAGGAUGAAAAUUGGAGAUAUUAUUGUUAAAGUUAUUAAAAGAUUAGGUGAAAUGACCAUAGUACACAAGAAUAUAUUGUUAAACGCAGUACUAGGCGCUUGUAGAGAUGAAGACCCCCUGAUAAGAGCCUCAGCCUUAUCUAACCUGGCAGAAAUAUCAUUGAUCCUGAAUUAUAAAAUAGGGUCAAUUAUAUAUGAGGUUCUGCUCUGUAUUUGGAGUAUUAUUGAAACCGAUAAAGCAAUUGAAUGUCGCAGAGCAGCUGUUAUGGUUAUAGCAAGUUUGCUUAAAGGAUUAGGAAAGGAAACGUUAGUGGAAUUAAAAGAUAAUAUACUUCCGAUAUAUAGAACUUUAAACAAACUGUAUAAGGAUUCAAAUGAAGAUUCUGUUGUGAGACUUCAUGCCCAAUUAGCUUUAGAGGAACUUAAUGAUACAGUAAGUGAAUUCUUAUUUUGUGAGCUACCAAUUCAAAAAGAAAUUGUUAUGAUAAAGGAAAGCAAUGAUAUAGUUUUUAAAUAAAACUCAAUAUCAGUCAAA